AUGUCACAUACAAAAGACCAUAAAAAUGUUUAUGUUUUAAACCAAACAAAUCAGUUGAAAGGUUUAUUUACGAUCAUUCGUGAUCGGACGAAGCCUCGUUCAGAAUUCAUCUUUUAUGCAAAUAGAAUCAUUCGUUUAAUCGUCGAAGAAGGACUGAAUCAUCUUCCAGUCUCACCGGCACAAGUGACGACUGCGCAAAACGUCAAAUUUGAUGGUGUCGUUUUUGAUGGAAGAAUUUGCGGUGCUAGCAUUAUGAGAGCCGGCGAAAGUAUGGAGCAAGGUUUACGGGAUUGCUGUCGAUCAGUGCGUAUUGGCAAGAUCUUAAUUCAGCGAGACGAAGAGUCUCAAGAGCCUGUCCUUCAUUAUAAAAAACUACCAGAUGACAUUGCCGACCGUUAUGUCUUGUUAUUAGAUCCCAUGCUUGCUACUGGUGGUUCUGCCAUGUGUGCGAUGGACAUAUUGAUCAGUAUGGGCUGUAAGCAGGAACAAAUCAUAUUUCUCAAUGUCAUCGCUUCUCCAGAAGGCCUCCACAAUGUGCACAAGCGUUUCCCAAACAUUCGAAUCGUGACGGCCGUUAUUGACGAAGGACUUGAUAACAAAGGUUAUAUUACUCCUGGACUGGGUGACUUUGGCGACAUUUACUUUGGCACAAAAGUUUAA
This is a messenger RNA of Schizosaccharomyces osmophilus, 660 nucleotides long. RefSeq names its product uracil phosphoribosyltransferase. The record is from RefSeq and is a predicted model, not a curated record. The coding region runs from base 1 to 660 and encodes 219 amino acids. The transcript has 3 exons. Lineage: Eukaryota; Fungi; Ascomycota; Schizosaccharomycetes; Schizosaccharomycetales; Schizosaccharomycetaceae.